GGGAAUAUUUGACCCGGAAAUUAACACGUGAACUGAUGGUUUGCAUCCGGUGCAUCUGAACAGCAUUUGUACGUUUGUUUAGCAAGCGGUGUCUAGCUAAUUUAUACAUCUGUUUUAUCGAAAGUUUUUUACAGAUUGCCAAGCUAACUGGCUAAGUAACAUCAGAAAUGACUGAGGAUGUGCAGAAGCACUCUGUACACACGCUCGUGUUCAGGUCCCUCAAGAGGACUCAUGAUAUGUUUGUUGCUGACCAUGCCAAACCAGUCUCCUUGGAUGAAACAAGUCACAAGGUGAAGAUGGCAGCGAAGCUAAGGGCAGACUACAGUGCCGUUCUACACAUGCCCGUUCUGAAAGAGGGCAAGGACAGACCACUGGGAUCCAACAUGCCUGCCAAUCAGAACUAUCUCCAACCCGGUGAUGAUCCAGAGUACUUGAUCACUGGGACCCACGCAUACCCCUCAGGACCUGGGGUGGCUCUGACGGCGGACACUCAGAUACAUAGGAACCCCAGUGAGGGGGGUGUUCAUGCCAUGGCUCUUGCCCUGCCACCAUCACAAGCCAGGCUGGACGCCAGUCGCACAGCAGCCAGUGUUGGGGACAUCCACAGACACGCAGUGGGGGCAGAGAGGUCUCACGCUCCUCACUCACACGCUAUGUCUCUUUUGGAAGGAGGCGGCACCAAAAACUCUUCCCUCAUUGCCAGAAAAGCCCCCACUAUGCCCAAGCCCCAGUGGCACGCGCCGUGGAAGUUGUUUCGGGUCAUCAGUGGUCAUCUUGGCUGGGUGAGGUCCAUUGCCGUAGAGCCCGGCAACCAGUGGUUUGUGACCGGCGCUGGCGACAGAACCAUUAAGAUCUGGGACCUGGCCAGUGGGAAGCUAAAGCUUUCCCUUACGGGACACAUCAGCACGGUGCGCGGCGUGGCCGUGAGCACCCGGAGUCCCUACCUGUUCUCCUGCGGUGAGGACAAGCAGGUCAAGUGCUGGGAUCUGGAGUACAACAAGGUGAUCAGGCACUACCACGGCCACCUCAGCGCUGUGUACGACUUGGACCUGCACCCAACCAUCGACGUGCUGGUCACAUGCAGUCGAGAUGCCACGGCCAGGGUGUGGGAUAUCAGGAGCAAAGCCAACGUGCACACCCUGUCCGGACACACCAACACAGUGGCCACAGUCAGAUGCCAGGCCGCCGAACCUCAGAUCAUCACAGGGAGCCACGACUCCACCAUCAGGCUAUGGGAUCUGAUAGCUGGGAAGACCAGAGCCACUCUCACCAACCACAAGAAGUCUGUCAGAGCACUGGCCUUACAUCCCAGACAGUAUACCUUAGCCUCUGGCUCUGCCGACAACAUCAAGCAGUGGACGUUCCCCGAUGGCAACUUCAUCCAGAACCUCUCUGGACACAACGCCAUCAUCAACGCAAUGGCAGUCAACUCGGACGGCGUGCUGGUAUCGGGAGCUGACAACGGCACCAUUCACCUGUGGGACUGGCGGACGGGCUACAACUUCCAGCGUAUCCACGCCGCCGUGCAACCUGGUUCGCUGGACAGCGAAUCGGGGAUCUUCGCCUGCAUGUUCGACAACUCAGAGAGCAGGCUGAUCACGGCCGAGGCUGACAAGACCAUCAAGGUGUACAAAGAGGACGACACCGCGACCGAGGAAAGCCACCCAAUCAACUGGAAACCGGAGAUCCUCAAGAGGAAGAGAUUCUAGUUUUGGCCAAAAAAUAAAUACUUUCAUUAAUAUCUGUUGUCAAUAUUCCCAUCAAUAGAACCCCAUAAUUUUUGUAACAAGAAUAUUCACUCAAAAACAUACUUUGAACAAGUUGGCUUUUAUUUUCAUUUGAAUCUUUUUUGUUUUCAAUGUACUCAUUAUUCUAAGUACCAUUUUCAGUCUUCAGUGUACGAUGUUAGUCCAACAAAGCAGCCAUUAUGGACAACCUUUAACCUUCCAGAAUGUUUGUUCUUGAUGAUGACCGCUCUCUCAUACCUCUGGUCAUUCUCGUCCACCAUGAGAAGCCACUCCAAAGCUCCGUAAGGGCUCUCCUUAGUGUGCACACAGUCCCCAUUCGGAUCAAUUCCGGUAAAUGUGUGGAAAAUUCUAGAUUUCUAGGUCAGGUUUUAUUUUUUUGUAUUGAUCCAACAGAAUCACCGACUGUAUAUACAAGAGAAAUGUAAUUUGUUGUGCGAUCUGGUGUAUCAAAUAAAUCACUGUAUGAUCAACAGAACCAUUAAAAAAAAAACCAUGUUGCUUCUCAUUUUGAAGUUCCGUGAAGCGUGACUCACCCAUGUAACCAUUGGUGACAACAUUCCGGUAGUCUUUGCAACUGUUUCCCUUGAUCUCCUCCCACUAUCCGUUGUCUCCUGGUUAGUCCUGGAGCGCAGCCGUAUUCCUGGUUUCACUGAUAAUGUGUAAGUUCUGCUCACCUGUUUGACAGAGCAGAGGUACACUGUAACGUGAAACUAAUUCAUAUGGCAAUUUUGGGUAUUGUAAACUGCUCAAACGUUUUACUGCAGCAUACUGUACAUUGUGGGGAAAUAAUUGCUGUAUUUUGAAUGGUACUGUAAUUCCACCCCACAGAAUUCCGUGCUGUGUAGUUGGGAGUGCCAAAUGUUUUAUUUGUUUCUGGCUUAUUGACAUUUUCAGGUGUGCCUUGUAAGAGGCUAUAGUGCACCUGUGAGUGAGUGCUGUACCAAUUUAACUCCUAUGUGUUAUAGUUCCCCAUCAAUUUAAAAUGUAUAGGGAACAGGUUGGAGUGGGGCAAGUCUUAAACAGUUGAGCAUUUUACUUCCCCCUGUAGUCGCUGCCAGUUUGGAAGCUUCCAGAAGUGUUAUAAGACAUCAAAUGUUAAUUAUAUGCUGUAAUUUAUAAACGCUACCUAGCAGCCAA
This is a messenger RNA of Oncorhynchus keta (chum salmon), 2885 nucleotides long. Its product is annotated as pleiotropic regulator 1-like. The record is from RefSeq and is a predicted model, not a curated record. Gene Ontology annotation, cellular component: Prp19 complex; catalytic step 2 spliceosome; precatalytic spliceosome. The transcript has 15 exons. Gene Ontology annotation, biological process: mRNA splicing, via spliceosome. The coding region runs from base 168 to 1709 and encodes 513 amino acids. Gene Ontology annotation, molecular function: protein binding. Lineage: Eukaryota; Metazoa; Chordata; Actinopteri; Salmoniformes; Salmonidae.